This is a messenger RNA of Aspergillus terreus NIH2624, 1473 nucleotides long. RefSeq lists its product as uncharacterized. Bases 1 to 1473 code for a protein of 490 amino acids. Gene Ontology annotation, biological process: transmembrane transport. Gene Ontology annotation, molecular function: transmembrane transporter activity. Gene Ontology annotation, cellular component: membrane. The transcript is spliced from 6 exons. NCBI's taxonomy places the organism in Eukaryota, Fungi, Ascomycota, Eurotiomycetes, Eurotiales, Aspergillaceae. The record is from RefSeq and is a predicted model, not a curated record.
AUGGGAAACCAAUCUACCGAGGAGACUGUAUCGCAGUCGCAGGACCCGGAGGGGUUCCUGGGGAAUAAGGGACAUGUUUUUGAAGAUUCGGAUACCGCAGAAUACUGGGCUAGCAUUUAUGAAAAGGCCCAGUAUGAGGGACGACAUCGCUUUGAUCCGAACUUUACAUGGACCCCCGAGGAGGAAAAGAAGCUUGUGCGCAAGGUUGACUGGAGAAUUAUGCUCUGGGCCUGGUUGAUGUUUUGUUCCUUGGAUCUCAAUCGAAGGAAUAUCAAUCGUGCGAUUACAGACAACAUGAUAUUCUUGGUGUCCUUUCUGGCCGCCGAGCUUCCCAGUGGCCUCAUCAGCAAGAAGGUCGGCCCAGACAGAUGGAUUCCAUUCAUCAUUGUGGCCUGGUCCACCAUCAGUGCAGCGCAAGCUGCGAUGAAGACGAAAGGAGCGUACUUCGCCUGCAGGUGUCUGCUCGGGCUUCUCAUGGGUGGAUUCAUCCCUACUUGCAACAUUGUCGGAUCUCUUCUUGCAGCGGGUAUUCUGCAAAUGCGCGGUCUUCAAGGGUGGAGUGGAUGGCAAUGGCUGUUCUUACUCGAGGGAGUGAUCACAUCUGUGAUUGGUUUCUUCUCCUGGGGUCUCAUGCCUCCUGGUCCUUGUCAGACUAAGAACUGGUUCAGAGGGAAGAACGGCUGGUUCAAUGACCGCGAGGAGCUGAUUUUGGUCAAUCGCCUGCUGCGCGAUGACCCCUCUAAAGGCGACAUGAACAACCGGCAAGCUGUCGGUCCCAUUGCACUUCUCAAGUCAUUCAAAGAUUAUGACCUCUGGCCUCUCUACCUCCUCGGCCUACUCACUUAUAUCCCACCCCAGCCUCACCAGACCUACCUCUCCUACAUCCUUCGCCGAAUGGGCUUUAGCACUUUUCAGGCAAAUCUUCUCGCCAUCCCUUCGCAGUUCAUGUUCGCCGUCAACCUCCUCAUAAUUAGCUGGAUCUCCGACCGCUUCGGCGAACGUGCCAUCGUCUCCUCCACAUCCAACAUCUGGAUCCUUCCCUGCCUGAUCGCCCUCGUGGCGCUCCCUGAAUCCGCUAGUCCCUGGACCCGUUACGCCGUCAGUACCGUCCUCCUCAGUUACCCGUACUGCCACGCUAUCCUCGUCGGAUGGAAUGCCCGCAUCAGCAACACAGUGCGCACGCGAGCCGUCAGCGCUGCGCUGUACAAUAUGUGCGUGCAGGCUGGAAAUGUCAUCGGGACGAACAUCUUCCGUGAAGACGAUAGUCCGUUGUACCGGAGGGGAAACAAGGUGUUGUUGGGGAUUUGUUCGUUCAAUGUUGUAUUGUUUUACCUGGUGAAGUUGUACUACGUUCGACGGAAUAAGCAGCGAGAGAAGAUCUGGCAGGCUAUGUCGUCUGAGGAGCAGAGUGAAUAUGUGUUGACCACGGAGGAUGAGGGGUCCAAACGGUUGGAUUUCAGAUUUGUUCAUUGA